GUUUCUAUGCAUAUUACAAAAGACCAAGCCAUAUGUAUGUUUUACUACGUAGAAUAUACACAUGAAAACGUCACCAAAUACAGAAAUAUGCUUGAAUCUCAGAACUAUGAAAUUUGUUUUAAUACCAAUGAAUGUGAACCAAUCCUUGUAAUGAAACAACGUAUGUUAGGUAAUCCAGUUACCUACCGUAAGUAUUUGGAUGUAGUUAAAGAAAAAGAAGAAACAGGUGUUAAGCGUAAGAAGUCUGAGCUUGUGACCGAAUCUCAAGUUAUCCAGUUUGUAAACAGCGUUUACACUGUGAAUGACUUUAGCAAUCCAGAAAUAUAUCAAGAAAAAUUAACUAGUACAAACGAUAUCUUUGAAACAGUAAACGAAAAUUCAACGGUCCUUAAUAACAAAACAUUACUUGCAUUUACUCGUUGGUGUUCGGGCAACAGGUUAAAAUUCUUAAAUGCCGUAGAAGAUAAAAAUUAUGGAGCUAGAAAAAGAAAUCUUUUUGUGAUGGAUAAAAUUUACCAUGACUGUCUAAUUACAUCAAUUACGGAAUAUCUACCAAAUUACCAGCAAUCAUUGAAAGCUUUGCAAAAUAAUGCAUUUGAAAUUGUAGGAUACGUUCGAAAGUCUCCUACUGCGGAUAUUUUGGAUAACCGUGUGGAGCUAUUGCAGCAAAUGGUAGACAAUUUGCGUUCCAGAUCUUUUGCAACUCGUAUUUUUGUGUCUUCAAGCUCAAGGGCUUCAACAGCUUUUGCAGAGCGAGACCUUAACGUGGACCAAAAUAUAUACCAACAAUUAGAUAAAGUAGAUGGAACUACUCAGGAUUUCAUUAAAUACUUAAACGCAUCCAGACAUUCAAUUUGUCUUGCGGUAUUAGAUUUUGCUGGACUUUCCAGUCGAUCCCAUCACGUCCAAGAAUUGUUGAAAGAUUAUCCUGUAAUCAAAAAAGUCGCUGUGGAUACAUUCAUGUUUUCAAAUGAACUGUUCAUUUAUGAUACCCGUGAUUUGAAGGCAAAUACCAAUUUAUUAGAAAAAUUUGAUUGUAGAUACAAAUUAAUGCAGAGAUCAAAAUAAAUAACACCAAAAAUAAAAUAUAUCAAUAAUUGAUAGUCUUUCAACCCAUCUUAGGGGUAAUUGGAAGUCAUACUUAUCCCAAUCAUUGUUGCCUCCGUUCCAGGUUCCGAUGAGGUGGUAAAGGCUCUUUCGUGCCACGCUUUAUUUUCAGAUAACAUAUAAUAAAAAAAAUUUUUUUUUAAUUCCUAUUUCUUUAGAUCUUUUUCGCGCCGCGCAUCGUGGUAAUAAUAUGUCCAAUGAUCAAUCUGAACAAUUGUUUACAAGAGAACAAGUCGAACAAAUCAUUGAGGAAAUGUCAAGAAAAAUCAAUCUUGACAGAUCAGGUGAAGAUCCUACAAAC
Molecule: messenger RNA, 1408 nt
Organism: Rhizopus microsporus ATCC 52813
Lineage: Eukaryota; Fungi; Mucoromycota; Mucoromycetes; Mucorales; Rhizopodaceae
Exons: 4
Source: RefSeq, a predicted model, not a curated record